AUGUGUAAGACACGCAUUUUGACUUCGUCUUCCAUCGUUCAUUUUUUCAGCUGCUAGUUACUUGGAAGCAAGCAUAAGAAAAUGAUCAUAAUGAUCAAACCAAAAAAACCAUAUGUCACUACAACCUUAUAUUUAAUGCUCCAUAGCCGUCUGAAAACGACCCUUAUUAUCAUCAUCAUCAUCACAUCUUGUCUUUUCUAUAUUCCACAUAUUAUUGUCACAAGAAAUAUUCAACCUUAUGUUUUACCCUUAUGGUUAUUCAAAGUCAAUAACAAAGAUUCAAGAACAAGAGAAAAGAGAAAGUGGGGUGGUGUUAGUUAUUCUUUGCUAUUUCUGUUUGUUUCUCUCAAAAGUUCUUAACUUUGAAAUUUUGACUAUGUUGGGUCUUUGCUGCUGAAAGUGUCUGAGAAUUUCUCUGCAGUUUUUAUAACAAUAAGGAAAACAUGGAAAAGAGGGAAUUUUCUGAAUUGCUGUCGAAGAUGAAAGUUUUGACCGAUGAGGUUGUUUCUUUUGCUAAAAAUUCUGAAAUUGAGGUAGAGGCUUUUUCUGAGUUUGGCAUUUUGGUUGAGAAAUUGCCACCAAUCUUGAAUGAAUUGAGUGAUAAUAGCACUGUUUUGGACAAGCCAUCAAUUCGAAAAUCGUUGGAAUCUCUUGAGAAUGAGUUACGGCGUGCUAAAACUUUAACGAAAAGCUCAAAUUUGAGACACCCUAUUAAGCAAAUUGAGGACAUGACACAUGAUAUCGGUCGGUCGUUGGGAGUUUUGCUUGUUGCAAGCCUUGAAGUUUCCAUUGAUUUUAGAGAAAAAAUUGGUACAUUGCAAAGACAGAUGAUGAAUGCAAGAUUUGAUGGUAGUUCAAGUAUCACUUCGAGUCCAAAAUCGGAACUUUUCGCGAAUGAAACGAAGACAGUUUGGGAAAUAGAAGAGGAAAUCGUUAAUGUUUCCAUUGAUGAUGUUAUUUUGCAACUUAAGAAUGGUAGUGACGAAGAAUUUGCAGUUUCACUUCUGAGACUAAAGGAGUUCAUGAGAAAUGAAAAAAUCGACGGCGGUUUGAUUAAUGAGGAAGCAAUUAUUGCUAUUCUUUUCAAGCGUCUAGUUUCGUGUAAGGCAGACAAUAGGUUAUCCAUAAUUCAAUUGCUAAGAAGUAUUGCUUUUCAGAAUGACGAGAAAAAGGAAAAGAUGGUUGAGAUUGAGUUUUUAUCGGCAGUGGUGAAGUCUCUUACGAGGGAUUCAGAAGAGAGGAGGGAAGCAGUGGGACUGUUGCUAGACCUCUCUAAUGUUUCAGCAGUUCGAAGGCGGAUCGGAAGAAUUCAAGGGUGCAUCGUUAUGUUGGUCGCCAUCCUUAAUGGAGAUGACCCUGUUGCUUCACAUGAUGCAGCAAAGUUAUUGGAUAUUUUGUCUAGUAAUAACCAAAACGCACUUCAUAUGGCCGAGGCUGGCUACUUUAGGCCACUAGUUCAGUAUUUGAAGGAAGGGUCUGACAUGAACAAGAUUCUUAUGGCAACCGCACUUUCCAGGUUGGAACUCACUGAUCACAGCAAACUUACCCUUGGAGAAGAUGGAGCGGUCGAGCCCCUUGUCAAAAUGUUUAUCACUGGAAAACUUGAAUCCAAGUUAUCAUCGUUAAACGCACUACAAAAUCUGUCUACCUUGACCGAGAACGUGCAACGUUUAAUUCGAUCAGGAAUCACAGGAUCUUUGCUCCAACUUCUUUUCUCUGUAACAUCAGUUCUGAUGACUCUAAGGGAGCCUGCAUCGGCUAUUCUUGCCAGAAUUGCUCAGUCCGAAUCUAUUCUCGUCAACGAAGAUGUAGCUCAACAGAUGCUUUCACUUUUGAAUCUUUCAAGCCCUAUAAUUCAAGGUCAUCUAUUAGAAGCUCUAAAUAGCAUGUCUUCUCAUCUUGGUGCAUCCAAAGUGAGAAGAAAAAUGAAGGAAAAAGGUGCACUUCAACUUCUUUUACCCUUUCUUAAGGAAAGUAACACCAAUAUCAGGUGUAAGGUCUUGAAUUUGCUAUGCACACUCUCUAAAGAUAUAACCGAUGAGUUGACCGAAUAUCUUGACGAAACUCAUCUUUUCAACAUCGUUAAUAUUGUCUCAUCAUCCACAUCAGAGAGCGAAAAAGCAGCUGCGGUUGGCAUACUGAGUAAUCUUCCUGCUAGCGAUAAAAAAGUAACUGAUAUACUAAAGAGGGCAAAUUUGCUACCGAUUUUGAUAUCCAUUUUAAAUACUAGCAAUGCAAGUAAAUCGCCAGCAGCAAAUAGCUUAACCGAGAAUGCUGCCGGUGUUAUAAACCGCUUCACCAAUUCAAAUGACAAGAAACUACAACUUGUUUCAGUACAACACGGGGUGAUUCCUUUGCUCGUUAAAUUGCUCUCAACAACUUCACCAAUCACAAAAUCAAGGGCUGCAAACUCUUUAGCUCAAUUAUCACAAAAUUCUCUUUCUCUUAGGAAAUCUAGAAAGGCAAGGUGGUUAUGUGUUCAACCUUCAUCAAAUGCAUAUUGUGAAGUUCAUGAUGGAUAUUGCUUUGUAAAUAGCACAUUUUGUUUGGUCAAAGCAGGCGCCAUUUCUCAACUUAUCCAAAUAUUGGAAGAUAAAGAAAAGGAAGUAGUCGAAGCUUCUCUUGUUGCGCUUUCGACUCUUUUGCAAGAUGAAAUUUGGGAAGGUGGUGUGAGUUUCAUUGAGAAGUUAUCAGGUGUGCAGGCUAUUAUAAAAAGUCUAGAAGUUGGUGAUGCAAAGGUUCAAGAAAAAGCACUAUGGAUGUUGGAGAAAAUAUUUAAGGUUGAAGAACAUAGAGUAAAAUAUGGUCAAUAUGCUCAAGUGGUUCUUAUUGAUUUGGCACAAAAAAGUGAUUCUAGAUUGAAGUCAACAGUUGCAAAAGUAUUAGCAGAGCUUGAGCUUUUGCAAGCUCAAUCAAGUUACUUUUGAAACAAGCCUUUCUCUAUGAGAAUUAAUAUUAUGGCAGUGAUUUUUGUUUUGCACUUCAUUCAUUUUUUAUGAUUAAAUAUGAUUUUACUCCCUAAUAAAUAAUAAUUUUUUA
Molecule: messenger RNA, 3039 nt
Organism: Trifolium pratense (red clover)
Lineage: Eukaryota; Viridiplantae; Streptophyta; Magnoliopsida; Fabales; Fabaceae
Product: U-box domain-containing protein 44-like
Exons: 4
Coding region: 444-2927 (827 amino acids)
Molecular function (GO): protein binding
Source: RefSeq, a predicted model, not a curated record